Eleginops maclovinus (Patagonian blennie) is the source of this 5226-nucleotide messenger RNA. RefSeq names its product transmembrane protein 102 (gene tmem102). NCBI's taxonomy places the organism in Eukaryota, Metazoa, Chordata, Actinopteri, Perciformes, Eleginopidae. The record is from RefSeq and is a predicted model, not a curated record. Bases 359 to 1906 code for a protein of 515 amino acids. The transcript is spliced from 6 exons.
UGAACUCUGGCUGUGCAUUGGUGAAACCGCCCUGCCUUUUACUCCUAAACCUCAGCACAGCCUUAUCUUAUCUGCGAGGACACGGGCACAAUUUUUAAUCAUAACCUGACCUCACAAAUCCGUGUGUAGUCCUCCUGUAAUGUUGGGCGUGCUUGGCACACAUACUACUAAUCCCUGGAUCCUCAGAGAAGGACCAUGAUGAUUUCUGGGACGGUGUUGCCAGGGGGAAGGUGGCGACUGGGACCUGUUGGAAAUGACAGCUGAAGAAAGCGGAUUGAAGCACAGGAAUCACAAUAACAGUAAAAAAAGAAGAUAGCGGAGAGACUCCCUCGGAUCACUGUGUAAAGGGGUUGUAGACAUGGAGUCCCUGAUGAGUGCGGUGGCACCGCGCUCCCCAGCCCCCGCCAAGAAGCUGUCAGAGGUGGACUUCCGGUCGGGGGCCACCCUGGAGCAGUUGUCAGCACAGGUGUCCGAGCUGGUAGUACUGGAGCAGGGAGAGUUCGGAGACCAGACUGCCUUAGAGGUCCACACUGCCAAGGACUUUAUCUUCAACAUGCUCGGAUUAGUCCAAAAGGUGGACCAGCGCCUCCCGGUGGCCAACGAGUACCUGCUGCUGUCAGGCGGGGCCCGAGAGGGAGUCCUGGACCUCAACCCGGAGGAUCUCGGGGACUACGCCAAAGGGGCCGACUUUGACCUGGAUUUCACCUUGCUGGUGCCCGCCCUCAAGCUCCAUGACCGGAACCAGCCCGUCACGCUGGACAUGAGGCACUCCCCGCCCUGCCACUCGUGGCUCAGCCUACGCCUCUGCGACUCCAACGUCAUGUCCCGCUGGAGCAUCUGCUGCCAGGAGGAGAACGGAUUCCCCGCUGAGGAGGACGAGGAGGAUGAGGGAGAUAUGUGUAAAGGCUUGAGCCCCACUCUGGACUCCCCUCAGUCUCUGGACGGGUGCUACUUCUCUCCCUCCCUGGUGACAGACUGGUUCUGGGGGGUAGUGAGCGAGGCUGUGGACGAGCUGAGGCGCAGCCCCCAGAGAGGCAUUCCCAGCCCAGAUCGUCUGGAGAGGAAUGGCCCCCUCACCACUAUCAUCCUCCAGGCGGGCUCAAGCCGGGUGCUGUACGACCUGCUGCCCGUGGUGUCGUUCCGGGGCUGGCCUGCCGUGGCUCAAGGCUGGCUGACCGCCAACCACUUCUGGGACGGUAAAAUAACAGAGGAGGAAGCCAUAUCUGGCUUCUAUCUGCUGCCCUGCUGCUCCCCGCUGGGCGGCCGGCCGGACAGGGAGUGGAGGCUGGCAUUCUCCCGCAGCGAGGUUCAGUUGAAGAAGUGCAUCCCGUAUCCCAUGGCCCAGGCUUUCCAAGCAGCCAAAGCCGUGUUGUCCCGCAUCCUUUCCAGACCUCGCCGUGGCCUCAGCCUCUAUCACCUGCGUACCCUCCUCUUCUGGGCCUGUGACCGACUUCCUGGCACUUACCUGUCAAGCCCUGACCCCGACACCCCUGGCCGCCUCCUCCUAGGUCUCCUCGAUGACCUCGCUCAUUGCAUCCUUGGUAAAAACUGCCCAAACUACUUCCUGCCCCAGUGCAACAUGCUGGAGCACCUUACAGACAGCCAGGCAUUGCUGGUCGCCAGGAAGCUCGCCCACCUGCGGUCGGAUCCCAGCGAGCACCUGCGGGCGGCUCUGGAUCAGGCCCAGCAGGCGGGGCAGCUGAAGAAGGAGCUAACAGCUAGCACCAACGGCCACGGAUCCCCCGGGCACAAUCCAGCUAACGGCAUCAUCUCCCCGUCGGAGGACAAGCUAGCGCAGCGACUGCAGCAGCUGGUCACUGAGAACCCUGGGAAAUCCAUAUCGGUCUUCCUCAACCCCGAUGAUGUCACCAGGCCGCACUUCCGCAUCGACGAUAAGUUCUACUGAUAUGUUUUGAAGCGUGGAAAUGUGUUUAGGUAACAAACACGGCCUAUACAUGACGUCAAAGGGUGAGAGGCAUAAAAAUCAGGCGUGGAACUGAACACACUGCUCACUUACGCCUUGCUGCUGACUCUUUAAACCAAAAACAAAUGUCCUACUACUGACGUCACCAAGCUGUUGCCACGGAGACGGCCCUCUCCUAUCGAGCUGGCCUUAACGAGACUCAUCAGCUGGUGCUACAAAGACAAGGGCCCGCUUUAGUCUUGUGAAACAAGUCAAGUGGAACUCAAAACAAAAAUUGUGUGCGUGUGUGUGUGUGUGUGUGUGUGUACACGCCUUAGGGUUUUCAGAUAUUACUUCUUAAGACGGAGAGAAAAGCUUCUUGAUUGCUGCGUUCCUCCCUCCCGUUGGUUUUAGAUCAGAAAACAAGGUGUGGCUGAUGUAACUGAAUGUAAUGUUGUGAGGAGAGUCUCUUCUCUCUGUCGACUACAUUUCAGCCCGCUUCUUUUUCUACCCCCACGCCUCCAUUUAUGGCACCUUCUUCAUUUAAAAAAAAAUCUUUCUCAGGUAUUCAUAGUACUCAUCAUUGUUCUAUGUGUAUGAUUCAGUAAAGGUCUUAAUCUAUGUUUCAAUGCCGCUUACAUUUCAUCGAGUAGUGGAAUGUACCAAAGAGCUGCACUUGAGCGGUUUCGCAUACAGAAACGUACGUCUUAUGUCUAAUUUUGAUGAGUCACGGUCAGAACGUUAGUCAACCUUUUCUCCUUGUGAAGGUCUGGUCACUACAGCAGCUAAAACGGCAACACUCUGUGGCAAAAAUCAAUACUUCAAAUAGAAUCAAUGCAGAAGGUGGAAUGAAUAAGUGAAAAACUGGGAUUUAUGACAGUUCUAAAACAGGUACGAAUACAUCUCUUGAAAAUACUGACUCGAGCUAAUGAGUUUUGGUUAUUAUUAGCAAGCUUGUUUUUUCCCCUCUUCAUAUGAAUCCUUUAUUGAUUAAAAUAAUUGAAAAUCUUUGGAAGAAGGCUCAGUACAGAGUAAGUGGAAAGAAGUUGGGUUAGCAAUUGUAACUUACUAUGUUAGCGGUUAGCUCGCAAGCUAAACCAACUAAUAUGCGAGGAAUAAUUCCCAGAGCUUUGACAUAUGUUUGUUGGCAAAUAAGCAAUUUAAACCUCUUUCAUGAAAGAUUCCAAGUAUUCCCUGAUUCCACCUUCGUAAAUUAUGACAAUUUGAAGCUUGUUUGUGUGAGAUAUGAUAGUAAAAUUGAAUGUAUUUGUGUUUGAGAUUGUUGGUUAGCUAAACAGCUACUGAAGACACCACCUUAGGAUCUGGGUCAUUUUAAAGUGCAUUUCUGGGACAUUUUACACAAACAAAACUUACCAAUAAUGGUAACAACUAACUUUGCUGUGCUACUUCCUGCCGUGACCAGGCCUCGGGGAAUGGUUGACACUGAAAAGGAUGGGAAUGUAAAAUGUAUUAAACUUGCUAAUUAUAUUAUAAUACAAUGGCGAUCUUGUAUUGUACUAAGAUGUAAGGGUUGCUACGAUAUUUGAGAAGUCGUUGGAAGCUUUUUCAAGUUCUGUUCCCCUUCCUGAGCAGACCUUUUUGUCUUUUGUGUUUGGAGUGUUAAGGUAGGCCCUUUAUAAGGGAUCUAGAAAGUAUAUAUUGAGAUACAAAGACUCAAAUUAGAAAAAACACAGGUAUAGAAUCAGGACUGUGGCUAUUUAUCCACCUUAUUCACGACUAAUUCAUGGUACUUAACUUUCAAAACGGCCCUGCACAUCUUGUUGCACAUCUUUCCGUUGAAGUUUUUUGUUUGUCUCUUGAUUUUUGGAAACUGGUUCCAAAAUGGUUCCUGAGUGAUUCUGAUAAUUGUCCCCUGUCUCCUCUGCAUGGUUGGACUUUUUUAAUGAGCUUUGCGUGCAUGUGUGUGUGUACACCCAGAGACGAGACGCACAGCAGGACGCAGACACCCAGAUGCUGCCCUGCUGAAUUUGCCCUCAGUGGGUGCGUGUUAGCCGCUGCGCCCUAUCGCUGCUCAGCAGACAGGAAUCAUCUACGGGGGGACGGAGGGAGGACAGGCCUAUCUCUGCUCCUUUGAAGAGGGGAAGACGGGCCUUGCGGGGCCUGGACAGCUGCCUAUGUCUCCUGGUUUUCUGCUUUCUCUCACUCUUUUUGCUCCUCUUCCUCCCUCCUAACAUCCUCAGUGUUGGCUUCUUUAUUACUUUUAAGAUCCAGAGCAGCAAAAACUCUUCUAAUCUUAUGUUUACACUCUUUACCCCGAUUUGAUCAGGAGCUAUGAAGCCAGUAAAUGGUGCAGUGGAGAAGGAAUAAUAACCAGACGGCCGUUAAUGUCAAUUUUCUGGGGUCUUACUGUAAUUCAUUUGAGACAAAGUUGACAAUGUAAUGGGGUUUCAACAAAAAACAAAAUGCUGCUAUACUUGCAAAGGCAAGAUUUUAAAAAGCUACAUGCACACAGUUUCUUUUAAAUGUCAAGGAGGUGAUGGUUAAUUCAUUUAAAGCUGCUGGUGUGAAUAUUUCCGAGUUUUGUAUUUGAACAUCUGCUCUAAAAUCUCAUGUGCUUACUACUGAAUGAUUUUUUUUUACAGCAUCCAUCUGUUCUGAUGGUGUUCGUGUGUAUGAAUUGAAAACCAAAGUGUGGUGUUGGGGCAGAAUGUGUGUGUCAGUUUGAGUUUCAAAGCAUUUUUUCCUGGAUAAAUAUCACAUUAGGAAGGAAAAAAUGCAGCGUUUAUUUAUUUAUCGGAAAUGUAAAAGGUACUUUCUCUUUGCCUUUGCCUUGUUAUGUCUGACUGAGAGUAUCGAGUGUGUCUCACUUGUACCACAAUGGGCCUAGUUAGAGAUUACUAAACACUGGAAAGAAUCAAUGUUGUUCGCUGAAUUGUACAAUAUUAAAAUAUACUAUAGUGUCAGCUUUUAGAUAUGCAAUCAAUCCCUCUACUCUAAUUCCAACUGACAUAGUGAACGCGGAUCUGCUGUCCAGGGAUUGCAUGAUGACACUCGCAAACGUCUGAUGAUAAAAAAAGUCUGAUGAUUGUUUUUCAGAUUCUGCGCAUAAAUAAUACGAUGAAUGUAUCCCACGUCUACAAUCUGUUCCCCCCUCACCGCUAUCUGCACUCCAGUCCGAUAACAGUCUGUUCUGAAUCACUCCACACUUUGAGAAAUGUCAUAUCUUUGUUAUUAUUUGAGCUCUUUUCUUUUUUUGAUAAGUGCAAAUUAUUUUCUCUAUCAUGAUAUGCUGUAUUUAUUACUUUCUGGGGGUUUAUAUUGAUCAAGCUUUAGCAUGGAAUAAAUCACUACAUUUCAAAUCA